AUGUCGCAAGUCCUCUUUGAAAAAGUCAUCAUAAUCACAGGAGCCAGCCAAGGAAUUGGCCGUGCCAUCGCAAUUGAAUGUGCACAGCACGGUGCACUAUUGGUUAUUCACCACAUUGGGGAUAAUAAAUCCCAGCAAGACGUGGAAGCCCUUUUGAGCGAGAUUAGUGCCAUCAGAAAUGCACAAGAGACAGCUCCCAGUGCUGUACACAUUGGCCUUGACGUGACUGGCCCUGACGCCGGGAAACGGCUAGUAGACCUAGCAGUUUCGACGUUUGGAAGAGUCGAUGGCAUCGUCCACAAUGCAGGUAUCGCGCAAUUUGUUGACUUUGGCGCGGUCACCAAGCAGCAGCUCGACAAGCAUCUGUCAGUAAACUUCGGUGGCCCAUUCGCCAUCACCCAAGCUGUCACUUCACAGAUGAUUGCACAGGGCUCUGGAGGGUCCGUGGUUUCGAUUGCCUCGGUUACAGCCACGACAGGAUCAAGUCAGCUCGCUCACUACGCUGCAACCAAGGCUGCCGUCCUGGGAAUGACUGUCAAUGGCGCCGUUGCCCUUGGCAAACAUGGUAUACGGUUCAAUGCUGUCAGCCCUGGAACCAUCACAACUUCUAUCAACGAGGCAGACCUCUCAGGCCCAAAGCGAGCAGCCAUGGAGGGUAGAGUACCGCUGGGGCGUCUAGGAGUGCCGGCAGACAUCGCAAAGCCAGUUGUGUUCUUCCUCAGCGACAUGGCACAAUAUGUGUCAGGCCAGAACUUGAUUGUAGAUGGGGCAGCCACAGUCUUUUACCAAUAG
Molecule: messenger RNA, 792 nt
Organism: Clonostachys solani
Lineage: Eukaryota; Fungi; Ascomycota; Sordariomycetes; Hypocreales; Bionectriaceae
Source: the annotation of a GenBank genome assembly